AUGUCCCAAAAAGGCGGCAAAGGUGCCGCUGCCAAGGGCAAAAAGCCCGGUGGCAAGGCUGGAGCAGACGAGAAGCGCGAAGAUGCCCUCCAAGCAGUCAUCCUGGCAGACUACUUCCAGGACAGAUAUGUGCCAUUUACUCUCGAGAAGCCAAGAUGUCUCUUGCCUCUGGCCAACACUCCCCUGAUCGAGUACACUCUCGAGUUCUUGGACAUGAACGGGGUAGAGGAUGUCAUCAUAUACACAGGAAACCACACCGACCAGAUCGAGAGCUACAUAAACGAGCAUCCCCGAUGGAGCCCCACCAGCAAGAUCAACCCUUUCACGUCCCUCGAGUUCAUACGAGUCUCGGACGCUAGCUCCGUAGGCGACUUCCUCCGCGAUCUGGAUGGGCGAGGCUUGGUCUCGGGCGACUUCAUCCUUGUACACGGCGACUGUGUUGCAAAUAUCCAGUUGGAUGCUGCCCUUGCAGCCCAUAAGGCCAGGCGUGAGGCGAACCGGGACGCCAUAAUGACCGUCGUACUAAGAUCCGGUGGCAUGAGCGAGCACCGUACCAAAUCAAAGGGCUUCACGCCUAUCUUUGCUGUCGAAUCAAACACGAACCGGUGUCUGCAUUACGAAGAGAUGCACCCUUUGCAGAGCGACCAUUAUGCCACCCUGGACCCCACGAUUUUCGAGCACGACGCAUUGGAAAUCCGCACAGACCUUAUCGACCCCGGUAUCGAUAUCUGUACACCUGACGUUCUGGCUUUGUGGUCCGAAAGCUUCGACUACGAACUUCCACGAAAGAAUUUCCUGCACGGUGUCUUGAAGGACUGGGAGCUAAACGGCAAACUCAUCUACACCCACAUCAUGGAUGAUGGCUACGCUGCAAGGGCCAGCAGCUUACAAAUGUAUGACUCCAUUACGCGAGACGUUCUGGGAGGAUGGACUUUCCCUCUCGUUCCAGAGUCAAACCUUGUGUCGGGCCACUCAUAUGUCAUGACUAAAGGAGUGUUUGGUGCCAGAGUUACUGUGUCCACCGGCAGCAGGAUAUCCAACAGCGUUGUGGGAAGACGAUGCUUCAUCGGCAAGAAUGUCACCAUCGAGGACAGUUACAUAUGGGACGACGCGACGAUUGAGGACGGCACGACUGUGACACGCUCUAUUAUCGGUGAAUCCGCUACUGUAGGCAAGAACUGCAAGAUCGGCGCAGGAUCAAUAAUAUCCAAUGGAGUCACAAUUAGCGACGACAUCUCGAUUUCCCCUUCCACAGUCCUGUCGGUCCUCACAUAUGAGAAGAAAUCUGUCAAGAACGAUACCAAGCUGCUCGGACCAAAGGGCAAGGGCGCCGUCUUCAGAUAUGAGGAUGAGGAAGAGGACGACAUCGACCCAUCUGACCCAUCCCAGCUUCAGAAACCCCUCAUCUACUCGAUCGAAAAGUUCAACAUCUCCACAUCAUCCGUCUCCACCCUCUCCUCAGAGAUCGAAUCCGACUCAGAAGACGACGAGCCCGCCGCCGCAGCCGAUCCUAUUAAGCGCUCACGUCUCUCUUCUUUCGCCUCAGACGACUCCGAGUCAGGCCACAGCAAGGCAGCCUUCCACAAGGAGGCGGUCAACGGGCUUCUCGAUGCUCUUCGGGGCGAUGAGAACGACUUCGACGGCGCCAAGCUAGAGUUCAUGGGCCUACGCCUGAGCCAGGACGCUUCGGACACGUCAGUGCGGCGGGCGGUGGCAGCGGCUUUCGUGCGUCGGGCGGCGGAGCUCCUACAGGCCGGGCACGGUGGGCCGCUGGAGCCGCCCAAGGCGGCAGAGAAGGCCAUCGCCUCUAAGCACGGCACGGCCAAAUUCCUCCGCGAAGUGGGCGUGGGCGCCGGCAGCGUGGCGGAGCAGGUCGACUUCAUACUCGCGUUGCAGAAGGCGCUCGUGGGCCAUAGCGAGGUCGAGACGCUGCGCGCGGGCACACUGCUCGCCGCCAUGCUGCAGCAUAUGUACAACAAGGACGUCGUCGAGGAGGACGGCAUCCUGGCGUGGUGGGCCGACAAGCGCGCCGCCGACGGCGAGAGCAUGACUGUUGUGCGGGGCAGGUGUAAGGUCCUGGUGGACUGGCUUGAGGAGGCGGACAGUGAUGAUGAUGAUGACGAUGAUGACGACGAUGACGAGGACAGCGACUAG
Messenger RNA from Diaporthe amygdali, 2154 nucleotides. RefSeq lists its product as uncharacterized. The transcript is spliced from 4 exons. The coding region runs from base 1 to 2154 and encodes 717 amino acids. NCBI's taxonomy places the organism in Eukaryota, Fungi, Ascomycota, Sordariomycetes, Diaporthales, Diaporthaceae. Gene Ontology annotation, molecular function: translation initiation factor activity; guanyl-nucleotide exchange factor activity; translation initiation factor binding. Gene Ontology annotation, cellular component: eukaryotic translation initiation factor 2B complex. Gene Ontology annotation, biological process: biosynthetic process. The record is from RefSeq and is a predicted model, not a curated record.